This is a messenger RNA of Rhodotorula graminis WP1, 2389 nucleotides long. RefSeq lists its product as uncharacterized. Bases 1 to 2319 code for a protein of 772 amino acids. NCBI's taxonomy places the organism in Eukaryota, Fungi, Basidiomycota, Microbotryomycetes, Sporidiobolales, Sporidiobolaceae. Gene Ontology annotation, cellular component: mitochondrion. Gene Ontology annotation, molecular function: carnitine O-acetyltransferase activity. The transcript is spliced from 12 exons. The record is from RefSeq and is a predicted model, not a curated record. Gene Ontology annotation, biological process: carnitine metabolic process.
AUGCCGUCCCGCCCCGUCACGGUCGCGUCGACGCCCAUCAACUCGUUCCCCGCCGGCAAGACGUUCCAGGGCCAAGGCCUCCUGCCCAAGCUCCCCGUUCCGCCGCUCGAGGACACGCUCGCACGGUACCUCAAGGCUCUCGAGGCGCUCCAGUCGCCCGCCGAGCACGAGCGCACCAAGCAGGCCGUCAAAGACUUCCAGGAGCACGAGGGUCCUGAAUUGCAUCAUCGCCUCAAGGAGUAUGCGGCGGGCAGGGCGAGCUACAUCGAGGAGUGGUGGACCGAGAGCUACUUGAGCCAUUCCGAGUCGGUCGUCCUGUCCCUCAACCCCUUCUUCAUCCUCGAGGACGACCCGACACCUGCACGCGGCAACCAGCUCAUGCGCGCCACGUCGCUCAUCCUCGCCUCGCUGUCCUUCAUCCACGACCUGCGCACCGGCCAACUCGAGCCCGACCAGGUCCGCGGCACGCCCCUCGACAUGAGUCAGUACCAGAAGCUGUUCGGCGCGGCGCGCAUCCCGACGCGCACGGGCUGCAGGCUGCAGAUCGACCCGGAGAGCCGCCACAUCGUCGUCCUCUGCCGAGGGCAGUUCUACUGGUUCGAGGUCCUCGACUCGAAGCACCGACCCGCGCUCACCGAGCGCGCCCUCCUGUCGAACCUGACGGCCAUCGUCGCCGACGCCGGCCGCACGCCGCCGAACCAAGUCGCGCAGUCGGCCCUCGGCGUCCUGUCGACCGAGCGCCGGGCAACGUGGGCGUCGUGCCGCGCCGGCCUCAUGAAGAACGAGGGCAACGCCAUGUGCCUCGACGUCAUCGACAAGGCCUUGUUCGUCGUCGCGCUCGACGACACGAGCCCCGAGACGGCGAGCGAGAUGUGCAACAACAUGCUGUGCGGCACGUACAAGCUCGAGAAGGGCGUCCAGGUCGGGACGUGCACGAACCGGUGGUACGACAAGCUCCAGAUCAUCGUCGCGGCAAACGGCGCGGCGGGCGUCAACUUUGAGCACAGCGGCGUCGACGGGCACACGGUCCUGCGCUACGUCGCCGACGUCUACACCGAGCUCAUCCUGCGCUUCGCCCGCUCGAUCAACCCGGCCGCCGCCGGCCUCUUCAAGGCCAAGCUGUCGCCGUGGGCUAAGGGUGGACCGGGCAAGAAGGCGGCCCCGGCCGACGCCGUCAAGGACGGCGAGCCCGAGGAGAUCGACGUCGCGCCCAAGAAGCUCGAGUGGAUCAUGACGCCGGAGCUCAAGAUGGCCGUCCGCUUUGCCGAGACGAGGUUGUCAGACCUCAUCUGCCAGAACGAGGCGGUCGCGCUCGAGUUUGACGUGUACGGCAAGAACGCCAUCACGCAGCACGGCUUUUCGCCCGACGCGUUCGUCCAGAUGGCGUACCAGGCCGCCUACUUCUCGCUGUACGGCCGCAUCGAGUGCGUGUACGAGCCCGCCAUGACCAAGGCGUUCCUGCACGGCCGCACCGAGGCCGUCCGUUCCGUCACGCCCGAGUCGGUCGCCUUUGUCAAGACGUUCUGCUCCGAGGCGUCGCCGAGGGAGAAGAUCGACGCCCUGCGCAAGGCGUGCAAGGCGCACACCGAGCUCACGCGGCAGUGCUCAAAGGGCCUCGGUCAGGACCGCAUCCUGUACGCCAUGUAUUGCCUCGCGCAGCAGGCGCGCGAGAAGCGCCAACGCGCCCUGUCGAACGGCGACCUGCACGAGUCGUCGUCGUCGUCGAGCGAGAGCGAGUCGUCGGACGAGGCCGACGAGGUGAGCCUCAAGAUUGCCGAGCGCAUCCCCGAGCUCUUCAAGGACCCGGGCUACGCCCAGCUCGGCCACAGCACGCUCAGCACGUCCAACUGCGGCAAUGUGUCGCUGCGCCUGUUUGGCUUUGGCCCUGUCGUCGCCGACGGUCUCGGCAUCGGCUACAUCAUCAAGGACGACUCGAUCUCGGUCGUCGCCUCGUCCAAGCACCGCCAGACGCAGCGGUACCUCGACGCGCUCCAGGUCUACUUUGUCGAGGUGCACCGGCUCCUCAAGCAGCUCCACCAGGAGGCGACCCGCAAGCCCAACUCGCGCUUCGUCGACCACUUUGCAGGCGAGAUCGACGCCAAGACGGGCCAGCCCAUCACGCACCUGCACGCCGACACGCGGCGCGCCGAGGACGAGCUGUCGUACUCGGACGGGUACGGCUUCUACGGCGCCCUGACGUCGGACGUCGAGAAGGCGCUCAGCGACCGACACGGCGCGGCGGCCAAGGAGGGAGGGACGGCGGCGGCCAAGAGGAGGGGGAUCGUGCCCGGCACAAGGAUCCGGACGGUCGAGCUCUGAGAGGAGGCGGGUUCUCUUCCCUGUACAUCGAGAAGUGACCAAUGCAGUAACGAGUCGUUCCGUAGCUCUC